AUGGCCAUCUUUAUGGAUGAUGCGCCUCAUGUCUUCGGCACAGUUAUCACGAUCGCCGUGCUGGCCUACGUCACAUUUGGCCUGAGAGUAUAUACCCGAAUCACGAGAGGCAGUUGGGGUAUGGAGGACUGGUUAAUGACAGUGGCCGCAUUUCCUCUUUUGAUUUUGACAAUAGCAUGCGCCACGGCGGCAUUCAACGGCGUGGGAAUACACCAAUGGAGACUUGAGCUGGAGCAAAACGUCAAGUACCAAACCAACGGACUGUUUUGGUUCUUCCUUUUCGAGGUUUUCUACUGUGUCACGAUCAUUCCCGUCAAGCUCAGUAUCUCUUUCAUGUUGGUCCGAAUCGCCGAGAACAGGUCAUGGUUCGUGUGGUGCCAGUACGGCAUCAUGGCUCUUUUCACUACAAUGAACGCGAUCGCGGCCUUUUAUAUCAUCUUCCAGUGCGCACCAGUCUCCGCCGCCUGGACCAACGUGGGAACCUGCAACGCCAGCUACAUCUUGGCCGAUAUCUAUUAUGCAACCACGGCCGUCAACAUCUUUACCGAUUGGGCUACUGCUCUCAUGCCCAUCCCCCUGCUAUGGAACGUCAAGAUGAACACCAACGCCAAGGUGUCCGUCGGUGCUAUUUUGGGACUGGGUAUCUUCGCCUCCAUCAGUGCUUGUAUUCGUCUCAAGUACACUGUCAACCUGACGUCGGCCACGGAAUACUUGUACGGUUUGGCCAACAUUGUCAUUUGGGGAUACGCCGAAAACGGCAUUGGAAUGUUUGUCGGAAACCUCUCGACCCUGCGGCCCCUCUUUCGCCGCGUCCUCGGCCUCGGCGGCUCCAGCGGACAAACAGCACCCAGCGGCAUGACCCCAAACGGCUUGCCCAGCAAGGCCACGCACCCGUACCGUUCCUUCGACCCGGGCUUCGAAAUGGGCACCAUGCACUCGAUCAAGGAGAAGCCCUCCAUGGCCACUUCGACGCAGAUUGUCGGUAACGACCGCAGCUCCCUGUCGAGCGACGGCGAGAGCCAAAAGCACAUCAUGGAAGGAGGUUCCGGCGCCGGCGGGGCUGGCUCCUUUGGUGCCGGCGGUAUCGUCGUCAGUCGACAGAUUGACAUCAGCCAUCACCAGUAA
Molecule: messenger RNA, 1125 nt
Organism: Pestalotiopsis fici W106-1
Lineage: Eukaryota; Fungi; Ascomycota; Sordariomycetes; Amphisphaeriales; Sporocadaceae
Exons: 6
Coding region: 1-1125 (374 amino acids)
Source: RefSeq, a predicted model, not a curated record